Lactuca sativa (garden lettuce) is the source of this 912-nucleotide messenger RNA. The record is from RefSeq and is a predicted model, not a curated record. Lineage: Eukaryota; Viridiplantae; Streptophyta; Magnoliopsida; Asterales; Asteraceae.
AUGACAGCAAUAGAGACGUUGAGUUUAUCUCACACCACAUUCUUGUACACAGCAACCACACUGGAUUUAAGUUUUGGCUUUGUCUUCUUCAUGAGCUUGGUUACAAGGGCAACAUGUCCCAAACAAUCAUCUACCUCUUCAUCCUUUAAAGAAGAUGAUGUCUCGCAAAAACAUUGGAAUAUAACACAUACACAACCCCCUUCCUCUCAAAAGGAAGAUGUGGGUGUCGAAAAAAGUCAUGAGCAGCCCCCAGGGACACACUCACAUAUCCCAGGCCAAGAGUCUGAUGCUCCAAUGAGGGAAACACGAGAUGACCAGGAGAGGCAAAGUCAAAGAGAGGAGAAAGAGGGAAAUGCUCAGAUAGACUUGAAUGAGGAAAUGUUAAAAGAGAAGAGACUGAGAGAUAAGAAGACAAAAGAAGAAUUGAUGAAAUUGAAAGUUGUGGAACAGGAAGAAGGAGGAAGGGUUAGAAAAGAGCUUAUUCAGAUGGUUGUGAAAGAGAGUAAGAGGAAAGAGAAUGAGCUAAAGGCUGAGAAGAAGAGAGAGCAAAAGGAAAGAGAGAAAAACAAGGCUCUAAUAAACAAUGAUGAAAUUAUACAAGGGUUGGAGAAGAACGCUUCUGAGAACGAACAAAUUGCCACCAAGCAAUUGCAACUGGUUCUUAGUGAAUUAAGAGAGGCUGAGGAACAGAAAGAAGAGGAGCGAAAGGAAUUAGUGGGAAUGUUGCAUGAGGAGCAACAAAAGAGGGAAGAGCAAGAGAGGGUCCAGACCACGGAUAAACUCAUUGAGCUUGCCAUCCAUUGUGAGAAGUCUUUGGACCAAUUCACAAAGACUGGUAUGGAAUCUGCUCAAGACAUGGAAAAGGACUUUGUGUUUGCUGCUGACGAUGGACUCAUCCAAGACUCUUAUUAA